Molecule: messenger RNA, 4146 nt
Organism: Drosophila sechellia
Lineage: Eukaryota; Metazoa; Arthropoda; Insecta; Diptera; Drosophilidae
Gene: DopEcR
Product: G-protein coupled receptor DopEcR
Exons: 5
Coding region: 1676-2644 (322 amino acids)
Biological process (GO): G protein-coupled receptor signaling pathway; cellular response to hormone stimulus
Cellular component (GO): plasma membrane
Molecular function (GO): peptide binding; G protein-coupled receptor activity
Source: RefSeq, a predicted model, not a curated record
AGACACAACACCAACACACGUCCGCAUACACACACACCAACACGCGGCCAGCAAACACUUUUUGGCUGCCCAAAAGAAACAAAAGUUUGUUCAUCCUUAAUUUGCAUUGCAUACCAAUGCCAAUCACAAUCAAAAAUGGAAAAUUUGAAAAUGGCAAAGUGAAUUCAAUUAAAUUGUGCAAAUUACGAGCUAGAGGAUAAUUGAAAAAUCAAGGCACACACCUGCGCACAUGUGUCUGUGAGAGGGUUCUGUGUGCGCCGUACGUGUGUACUGUCAUCUGUGUGAGAACGCCUUUGGCUGUAUGUGUGUUGAAGGCUAAGCAGAAAAUCAGCCGCCCACGGAAAAGCCAACAAUUCUUGCCUGUUGCAGUCAAAGAGUUAGCAAACAAAGUGAUAAAGACAAAGUGUUCAAGACAAAAUGUAAUAAAUACCCAUUAAAUAUUAUACAAGAAAUCAACUUAAUACUCAACCGAUCAACUGGAAAAACUGAGCAAUGUCAAGGCAAAGGUUCCCAACAAGAUGUCCCGUCUCAGAUGCGCACAAUUAGCUUAAAACGACAGCAGGACGUGGAGUUUCGACACCAACAAGAGCAACAACAGCCAGAAUUUACAAGCAAAAGGAUAAUCACAAUCACCAAGCAGCGAAAUUAAAUAGCAAAACCGAUACUUAACAACCGAACUAUUAUCGAACUAUUUUAACAACUUAAAUGUAGCACAACAGAAGCCUUACAAAACAACAAAACCAUUUGUGCUGUGCUUUAAUUAUAGUCGAAAGAAUUUCAACUACCCCGAAAGAAAAAGAGCCCCGAAAACCGCGUAAUUAUUACACAUUAAAUAGUUAAAUUAAUAAUCAUUAUUCUUCCACUUGCGAGUUUGAAAUGUGUACAUUUUUAAAUCGAUAUUAAAACUAGUAGCGAAUUACUCAAGCAUACAACUAACAGUUUUGACGUUCAUUAAAACUUAGCAAAGAGCGUUGUGAAUUUAGCAAACCAAAACGAAUUCUUUAAACCUUAAACGAUCCUCUAAGAUAGAAAAAGAUUGUACGCAAUUACUAGAUUUUACGUGUAAGAUUUUAGCGCAAGCAACAUUUUUAAACGAGCUUCAGACACACACACACACUAGCACAACCUUAUCCUUAACCUUAACCACGACGCCAGGAUUGUGAGGGUAACAAUCAAAUGCUUGGCUCGGCGCCAAAAGGUGGGCAGUAGAAGUUGCAGCCCGAAAACAAGUAGGCAGUAGAAAAUUUAUACAAAUUUGGCGCCAACGGUGGAGAAAGGACGAAAAAACAGCGCCAAGGACUCCGACGACCUUCGCGUGUGCAAGCCUCGUUGCACAAUAAAGGACGCCACACACACACACAGACUCACACAUCCACACACUCACCUAGGCACACAUAGACACACUCACAGACACACCGACACACACAACCGAAGGCACAGGACAAUUGCAUGGGCGUCCGCCAUGACCGGAAGUAAAGAACGGUCACGUCCACGUCCACUGGCCUUUGCAUAACAAUCAGCCCGCCAAGAAGGUGCGGAGAAAGCGGGAGAAAGCAGCAGCGAAAGCAGGUGAAAGCAGGAGGAGCCAAGGAGGAGGAAACGGACAAGGAGCUGAGGCAGCGAAUACAACGAGCACAGGAGCGCCCAUUUCCACCGCCAGUGCCAGCCCGUAAAAAUGCAGGAAAUGAGCUACCUACAGGAUAAUUCCAAGGUGGAGGCCCUCACCAAGGCGGUGCUCAUAUCGAUACUGGGCGUGGCCAUCGUCCUGUCCAACCUCCUCAUAAUCGCCACCUAUGCCAACUUCAAGGGACCCACAGAGGUGAUCAACUACUACCUCUUGUCCCUGGCCAUCGCCGAUCUGCUCUGCGGACUCCUGGUGGUGCCCUUCUCCGUGUAUCCCGCUUUGACCGGAGAAUGGAUGUACGGCGACAUCGUGUGCCGCUUCACCGGCUAUCUGGAGGUCACUCUGUGGGCGGUAUCGGUGUACACCUUCAUGUGGAUAUCGGUGGAUCGCUAUCUUGCGGUGCGGAAGCCACUCAGAUAUGAAACGGUGCAGACGAAAACGAGAUGCCAGUGCUGGAUGGUGUUCACCUGGAUAUCGGCGGCCCUGCUGUGCUGUCCCCCAAUCCUGGGCUACUCGAUGCCCAUCGAGAACAACAUGACGCACAUCUGCAUGCUGGACUGGGGGAAUAUGGCGGCAUAUAGCGCCACCUUGGCGAUAUUAGUCUUAGGUCCCAGCCUCAUUUCAAUCGUACACAACUACGGCUAUAUCUUUGUAAUGAUGCGUAAGAUUAGGUCCGGCGAGCCGAUACACGAUAAAGAAUAUGCAACUGCUCUGGCUGAAAAUUUAUCGAACCCUAGUCAUAUGAUGUCAUUCGCAUUAGUCUUUGCAUUCUGGGUGUCCUGGCUGCCAUGGAUUCUGUUGCGUCUGUAUGAGGUGGUCACGGGCGAUGUUAUCCAAAGUACUCUUAUCAACUUCGCCGUCGUCUGGAUCGGCAUAUUGAAUUCGUUUUGGAAAAUUCUGAUCAUGACCAGUAUGUCGCCGCAAUUCCGUAUCGCUUUGAGAGUAUUUUGCUUAACCAUUUGUUGUAAGACUAAGGGCCGUUUGCAAGCAGAGCUAAUCGGGUUGGACCCAGAUGACUAGAGUUAGAUUUAGAUUUUCAUUCUCCUCAAAAAAAAUACAAUAAUUAUCCGUAAAUAUCCCCCUCCCAGCCCCAUCCUCCGUAAUCCCUUUGAGAAGAACUACAAAGUCCUGCAAGUAAAUAAUUGGUUGUAAUUGCAUUGAGCCAUUUCCUUAACUCUCUAUCUCUCUCUCUCUCAAUAUAUAUAAACACUUACUUGCCUGUUUGCCAUAUAGUUGCAUAUUUACGGGCCGUUUGGCGCUACGCGACAUGCCAAUGAAAGCACCACCAACAGCCACAGCCACAGAAAAACUGAAAAUCAAAAAACACAACCACUCAGCCACCAUACAGCAACCACACAGAAACACCAAAAACACCAAAACCACAGACACGUUGAAAGACAUAUUCACAUUUCUAGACCUAAGCUAAGCUAAGAGUUUUUAGCGUAUCCAAUUAUGAUUGAUUCACCGAUUGAUUGAUUGAAUUGAUUGACGAUUAUUAUUGUGUAUUUAUGAGCUUACCACGUAUAUACUUGUACUUAACUCUAGCCAUAUACAUAUACAUAUGUAGCAGCGAUCUAAUUCUAAUUCUAAUUCGUAGACAUGAGACAAUUCACUAGGCAAGAGCAACAUUUCCGUUUCCGGUUUACAAUUCGAACUUGCUACAACAAAAACAAUAUACGAAAAUCGUACGCUACUCGAGCAGCAGGAUUAUUAUCUAACGAUUGCAUAAGUAUAAACCUUUUUCAAAGUCCAUAUUAAAUAGCAUUUAGAAUUUUACAAAAAGAAAUCGUGUAGAGUUUAUUAAACAAUUUGCCAAACUUGACGACGGGCCGGAAUAUGAGAAUUCAAAAUUCGAAAAAUCUUCAAUUUUCGCACGCUUUGCGAAUUGCGCUUAAGUAACGAAAAACCCAGGCCCACUAAAAGAAUAUAAAACACAGCAAAUAAAUAUGUUAAAAUCCAAAAGCAAAUAAGCCCGAAAAGACAUUUCCAAUAGUUCUUAGCCAUACAAAAUAAAACUAUGAUACUGAAAUGAUAGGCUAGGCUGAAGUUUCGAUCGUUGUUCAAAUCGGUAGAAUGAUUCAUUUUCCUUUUGGCCGCCCCUGAACGCUUCGAUUUGGUGGGCUUACCAACAGAGCGUUGCAAUUUUGCCUAGUUCCCUUAGUGGGUCAAAUUCAGUUUCCCAAGCGCCGCCGAUGAAGCAUCCAGGGUCCCAAGUCGAGUGUUUGUCGUUGAAUAUUGUUGAUUGUGUUGAAUUGAUGAUAUCUUAGCCACAAACAUGCCAAAUGCGAAAAUAGCGAACGAAUUCGAAGAAGAAACAUUGUGUAUAUUUUGUUGUUGUACAUUUCAUUGACGAUAUUUUGUACAUUUAGUUAUAGUUCGAAACUAAUUUACACACCAAAGAGCAAGUGUUAUCGAUUUUUAAGUGUAAGGAAAUUGUUAGAGCCGUAUAAGCAGAUAGCAAGAGGCGUUUCGACAAAUAUAAACAAAGAACGCAGUAAAUAAACGCAAAAAUGAUGAUAAUG